AUGUACUGGCAGUGGGCAGGUCUGAUCCUGAACAUCAGUGAGCCACAGGAAAGCUGCCAGAACCUGGGCUUUCCCCAGACACCUGUGCCCAUCGCCCCUGUGGGAGAAACUUCCCUGGAGCUGCAGGGAACAGCCUGCCCAUCAUGGCCUCCCUGGCCAACUCACCUGUCUCCUUCAGCUGCAGGAUCAGCUACCCGUACACCCCCCAAUUCAAGGCUUUCACAGUCAGUGACCCACAGCAGCCUGCCCAUCGUGGCCUCCCUGGCUAACUCAGCUGUCUCCUUCAGCUGCAGGAUCAGCUACCCGUACACCCCCCAAUUUAAGGCUUUCACAGUCAGCUACUUUCAUGAAGACCUCCAUGGGCGAAGGAGCCCUGAGAAGCCAACCAACUGCCACCCUGGACUGGGCAUAGAGAACCAGACCUAUGCCCUAAACUGCCUGGUCACCCUUGUGCCGUUGGACACAUCAGCGACUGGCACCUACUACUGCUCUGUCAACAGGCCACACCCUGUGGCAACAGGCAGUGGCACCUUCAUCCUGGUCAGAGAGGCAGAUGCAGGCUCCACGGAAGGAUCCCACCAGGAAGUGCCCAGCUCCAAGAUCUGCCAGCAGCCCCAAACAGCCUCCUGCAGAAUACGUCUACACAGCUCUGCAGUGCCACAAGAUGGAGGUCUAUGCCUGCAUUGA
This is a messenger RNA of Callithrix jacchus (white-tufted-ear marmoset), 687 nucleotides long. The record is from RefSeq and is a predicted model, not a curated record. NCBI's taxonomy places the organism in Eukaryota, Metazoa, Chordata, Mammalia, Primates, Cebidae.